AACCUAUUCCACGCAAUGUUUUCAUUCUUCUCAUUUGUGACAGUGCUAACUAUAGAUUAUUAUUCACAACAAGCAACGGUUGUGUUUUAAUCUUGUGAAUUCGCGCGUUCGUAGUCAGUAAUGUAUUUCUAUGAAACAUGGGUAGUGUUCGACUGAAUCAAAUCUUUCUGGGAGAGGUAGCCUCUGUUCAAAAUUAUGGAGCCUUUAUUAGAAUUCCAGGAUGUUCGCAACAGGGUUUGGUCCAUAAAUCGCAGGUCAGUACGACUCAUGUCGAUGACGUAGCAGAUGUGUUACAACGUGGAGACCGUGUCUGGUGUAAAGUUAUUUCCAUGGGGGAUGAUGGAAAAAUCGGGUUGUCUAUGAAACAUGUUAAUCAAGGCAAUGGAAUGGACUUAGAUCCUAAUGGUGUUCAAUUACAAAGAGACGAACAAAAGAGAAAAUCUAUAGUCCCUACUCAAAGGAAAGUCAUCGAACUGCAGGCAGUCUUAAACACUACAUGUACCAAAUGUGGUACAGCAGGACAUUUGUCAAAGGACUGUUUCAUGAGUCCAGAUGGGAAAAAAUAUGAGUUGAUACCGGAAGUGGAAGAAGAAAGUCCUCCCAUUAUUUCAACCGAUCGGCAAUCUGAGAAUGUCGAAAAGAAGCAUAAACAAAAGAAAUUAAAGAAAAGGAAAAAGUCAAAGAAAUCCAAAGUAAAAGAUUCCAGUACCGACAGUGAUGAUGAAUCCGACCAGGAAGAUAGAAAAAAGAAGCAGAAAAAAAAACGUUCUAAAGAACAGAAGCACAAGAAGAAAAGACGCAGUAGUACCUCCAGUGAUGGGGAAACUACCGGUGAAGUAGAUAACAAUGACACCAAAACUCAUAAACGUGAUCGUUCCAAGAAAUGUAAGCAUUCAAGGUCUAAGUCAUAAUUCACCUCAGUUGCAGCUUUCUUUACAAGACAGUGUACGGACUGUUUAUCCCAGUCAAUUAUUCUUAGCAGCGCAUAGAAAGAGCCCGUGCUUACUUUCAAUUUAUAGCUGAUUACUUUAAGAAUAAAUAACAGUUCUCACCUU
This is a messenger RNA of Orussus abietinus, 1055 nucleotides long. Its product is annotated as nucleolar protein of 40 kDa. Lineage: Eukaryota; Metazoa; Arthropoda; Insecta; Hymenoptera; Orussidae. The transcript has 2 exons. Gene Ontology annotation, molecular function: RNA binding; zinc ion binding. The coding region runs from base 138 to 911 and encodes 257 amino acids. Gene Ontology annotation, biological process: RNA stabilization. The record is from RefSeq and is a predicted model, not a curated record.